Molecule: messenger RNA, 2369 nt
Organism: Sinocyclocheilus rhinocerous
Lineage: Eukaryota; Metazoa; Chordata; Actinopteri; Cypriniformes; Cyprinidae
Product: cleavage stimulation factor subunit 3-like
Exons: 20
Coding region: 166-2025 (619 amino acids)
Biological process (GO): mRNA 3'-end processing
Cellular component (GO): nucleus
Molecular function (GO): mRNA binding; protein binding
Source: RefSeq, a predicted model, not a curated record
GUCUCCGCUCGCAUUGCUGCCAUUUAAUGCGCGGUGAGAGGCGAGCGGCCGCACAAAGAGUCUGCACAAAUAAACAAUGCUGCAAUAAUCACGGUCUGCGCUUAGUUUAUUUGGGAUAGUUGAGCAGUCGACGUUUCUUUACUCGGAUCGCACUCGUAUUCCAUCAUGUCCACCGAAACUCCUCCGGACCAGGCGGCGGAGUACAUCCCAGAGAAGGUGAAGAAAGCAGAGAAGAAGUUGGAAGAAAAUCCAUAUGACCUCGACGCUUGGAGCAUACUGAUUCGUGAAGCACAGAAUCAACCCAUAGACAAAGCAAGGAAGACAUAUGAGCGACUUGUCGCCCAGUUUCCCAGUUCGGGCAGAUUCUGGAAGCUAUACAUUGAAGCUGAGAUCAAGGCUAAAAACUAUGACAAGGUUGAAAAGUUAUUUCAGAGGUGCUUAAUGAAGGUUCUGCACAUUGACCUGUGGAAGUGUUAUCUCUCAUAUGUACGGGAAACCAAAGGGAAACUGCCCAGCUAUAAGGAAAAGAUGGCACAGGCUUAUGAUUUUGCCUUGGAUAAGAUUGGGAUGGAGAUUAUGUCCUAUCAGAUUUGGGUGGAUUACAUCAAUUUCCUCAAAGGAGUAGAGGCUGUGGGGUCAUAUGCUGAGAACCAGCGCAUCACAGCUGUCAGACGAGUUUAUCAGAGAGGCUGCGUCAACCCCAUGAUUAACAUUGAGCAGCUCUGGAGGGACUACAGCAAAUAUGAAGAGGGCAUAAAUGUGCACUUGGCCAAAAAGAUGAUUGAAGACCGGAGUAGAGACUACAUGAACGCCAGGAGAGUCGCCAAGGAGUAUGAGACGGUGAUGAAGGGUUUGGACCGGAACGCCCCCUCAGUGCCGCCCCAGAACUCCCCACAGGAGGCCCAGCAGGUGGGGAUGUGGAAGAAAUACAUCCAAUGGGAGAAGAGCAACCCACUGCGUACCGAAGAUCAGACCCUCAUCACCAAGAGAGUGAUGUUUGCCUAUGAGCAGUGCCUUCUGGUGCUCGGCCAUCACCCGGACGUCUGGUAUGAAGCUGCCCAGUACCUGGAACAGUCCAGCAAACUGCUGGCAGAAAAAGGGGACAUGAACAAUGCCAAGCUGUUCAGUGAUGAGGCAGCUAACAUCUACGAGCGUGCCAUUGGAUCUCUGCUCAAGAAGAACAUGCUGCUGUAUUUCUCUUUUGCAGAUUAUGAAGAGAGUCGCAUGAAGCAUGAGAAAGUUCAUAGUAUAUACAACCGCUUCCUGGCCAUAGAAGAUAUUGACCCUACAUUGGUCUAUAUCCAGUACAUGAAAUUUGCCAGAAGAGCUGAAGGCAUCAAGUCUGGCCGCACCAUCUUUAAGAAGGCCAGAGAGGAUCCUCGCACACGGCAUCAUGUGUAUGUCACUGCUGCUCUUAUGGAGUACUACUGCAGCAAGGACAAAUCUGUGGCCUUUAAGAUAUUUGAGCUUGGACUGAAGAAAUACGGUGACAUUCCUGAAUACAUUUUGGCCUACAUUGAUUACCUCUCUCACUUAAACGAGGACAACAACACUAGAGUCCUGUUUGAGAGAGUCCUGAUGUCCGGCAGUCUUUCCCCUGAGAAAUCUGGGGAAAUCUGGGCGCGCUUCUUGGCCUUUGAAAGCAACAUUGGAGACUUGACAACAGCUCCCGGCCUGCAUCCUGUUCCUGGAGGAGUGUUUCCUGUCCCUACAACUGCUGUCAUCCUCAUGAAGCUGCUGCCUCCUCCCAGCUGUUUUACAGGUCCCUUUGUGCAGGUUGAUGAGCUGAUGGAGUCUCUCAGAAGAUGUGUAUUACCAGAGACGGUAGAUGCUGCUGUAGAGUUGAUCACUGGGAAGCAGUUCGAGACGAGCAGCGAAGGAAACGGACCUGUGGAAAACCACGCUGUGGCAAACAAGUCCUUGAAAAGGCCUAACGCUGAUUCAGACGAGGAGGAAGACAAAGGAUCGAUCGCACCUCCCAUCCACGACAUCUAUCGAGCGCGGCAGCAGAAGAGGAUCCGAUGAGCCGACCGAAACACACACACACACACCUGAACAACACAGAGACAAUUAAACCCGCAUCCAGCCCACUGACUCCAGCUUCCACCCUGGUUUACUGUGAAGCCUGCACUCCCACAGCGAUCACAAACCAUCGCUCAUCUCCAUUUGGUUCAGUGCUUUCAAAGUUUCUUUUUAACAGUUUUAUUUUUUAAAACUGGGUGGUUUAUACUGUAAAAAGUUUUUAUUCUUGUUUGCCUCAUAGUUCUGAACUUGCCAUGUGUAGUUGCUGGUGAUGGAAGAGUUGAAUUAAUUUUGUAGUGAACUGAGGAUCACACACAACUUGCUUCCAAUAAAGCAAAAUGAUAAAA